Molecule: messenger RNA, 1375 nt
Organism: Anastrepha obliqua
Lineage: Eukaryota; Metazoa; Arthropoda; Insecta; Diptera; Tephritidae
Product: V-type proton ATPase subunit D 2-like
Exons: 1
Coding region: 139-1038 (299 amino acids)
Cellular component (GO): proton-transporting V-type ATPase complex
Molecular function (GO): proton-transporting ATPase activity, rotational mechanism
Source: RefSeq, a predicted model, not a curated record
CGGAGGAACCAGAAAAAAAUGUACUGUCAGUUGAAAAGUCUCUCUCCAUUAUUUAAACAUUUUACUUGUGAAUCAAAUUUUUUACGGCGAUUAUAUUUAGUAAGCUCUUAGGAAACAUUUCUGAAAACAUAAUCCAAAAUGGCACAGGAUCGCAUCCAUAUUUUUCCUUCGGGUGCCAAUCUUGUGCUCAUGAGACAGCGCAUGUUGGCCGCCUCACGUGGCCUAAAUCUGCUCAAACGCAGACGCGAUGCGCUCGAACUCAAAUUGCGUGAAUUAGUUGCCGAACUCGAUUCAGCAAAGGCAGUGGUGGAUAAAGUAAUGUCCGAUGCAAUCUUCUCCAUGGCAAAAGUGAAUUUUCUCGACGUAGAUUUGCGUCCACUCGAGCUAUUGCCGCCACGCAAGGCAGAUAUUUAUAUGCGCAUAAAAAAUAUUAAAGUUGCUGGUUUGAUGCUACCCCAAUUUCAGCUUUAUGUGGAUAGACCAGAAAGUUUCCCCCUCACAGGCUUGGCUCGUGGUGGCGAACAGAUCAAAAUGGUACGUGCACGUUUCCAAUCCGCCGUACGCGUACUCAUUGCGAUAGCAUCGCUGGAAUACUCGGUAAAUACAUUGCAAGAUGGUGUACAACAAAAUAAUAUGCGCAUCAAUGGCUUGGAAUAUAUUGUCAUUCCACGUUUUCAAAAUACAAUCAACUAUAUAAGAGAUGAAUUGGAUGAAUAUGAACGCGAAGAUUUCUAUCGUUUAAAACGUUCGCAAGCGAAGCAACGCAAAGCAAAAGAGACGUUCACGGAAUUGGUCAAGACUAAAAAUAUGACCCCAGAGCAGUUGGCUGCACUUAAGGAGCAAGCCAAGCAAGCAAAAUCGAAGAUAAAAGAUUCCGGCCCAAAGCAAAAUUUCGAUAUUAAUAAAUUUUCACCGACUUCGAGGUCUAGAAGAUCGAGAAGGACAAGAGCAGUGCGUUCCGAUGAAGAAGACAACGGUAAUGUGCGGCCAAUACCAGAGGAGAAUGAAGAAGAGGAGAAUGCAGGAAAUCCCGAUUAGCAGCCCUAAGAUCAACUAUGAUCAGAAUAAACCGUAUUGGGCUGGAUGAGUGCGAAGUGUUGAGGGAGUCGUGUUUUGCUCUAUCAUUUCUUACUUAUAUGUAUGUGUAAAGCUUGUGCUACACUUCUUCUUUAAAUAGUCGUAUUAGUCAGACAUGGUAAUGUAAUAUUUCGGUUUUAUUCGGAAGUAAUGGUUGGAUAGAAAGAAAAUGCUAAAUUCUGGGGCAAGCCGGCUGAGUUAUGGGACACGAUAAUGGGACGAUUCCACAAUGAAUUUCAAUAGUAUAUUUAUACAAUUAUAUACAUCCUUUUAUAUAAAAAUAUAGAAACAUACUAUA